This is a messenger RNA of Aureobasidium subglaciale EXF-2481, 1509 nucleotides long. RefSeq lists its product as uncharacterized. NCBI's taxonomy places the organism in Eukaryota, Fungi, Ascomycota, Dothideomycetes, Dothideales, Saccotheciaceae. Gene Ontology annotation, biological process: regulation of gene expression. The coding region runs from base 1 to 1509 and encodes 502 amino acids. Gene Ontology annotation, cellular component: cytoplasm; nucleus. Gene Ontology annotation, molecular function: mRNA binding. The transcript is spliced from 2 exons. The record is from RefSeq and is a predicted model, not a curated record.
AUGUCGACUUCUCCAGUACCCGCAACUGCGCCUUCGCAAAAGCGCCCCCUCGAGGAACCCUCCUCGCCCAAUGGCCCCACCGACCAGCCCGACGCAAAGAGACCUGCCCUCGACAAGGUCAAGGAUGAGGCUCCCGUUCAGGAGGCUGCCCCUGCAUCGCCUACUGCCGACGACGUCAAGCCCGAGCUGGAAGCCUCUGCUCCCGCUGCCACCACCGCCACAACAGACGUAGUUCCAGUCGAAGCUCCGGCCGAGUCUCACGCAGACACAGUCGUGCUCGAUGCUCCCCCAGCUGGAAUGCCUUCGGCCACUCAGGUGCUCGAGACUCAGCCUGUCCAAUCGACUGCCGCUAACGGCACAUCUACUGGUGGUCAAGAUCAAUACUCAGCACAACAGCAGGACGAGAGCAACUGGCUGCACAUCAGAGCAAUCAUCUCUAGUGCAGAAGCUGCUACUGUGAUCGGAAAGGGUGGAGAGAAUGUGACCCAAAUCCGUCGCAUGAGUGGAGCUAAAUGUACCGUCAGUGACUACUCCCGCGGCGCCGUCGAGCGUGUUUUGACCGUCAGUGGUCUUGUCGAUGCUGUUGCUAAGGCCUUCGGUCUUAUCAUUCGCACGCUGAACAACGAGCCCCUCGAGGCUCCCUCGACUCCUCAGUCCAAGACCUACCCUCUUCGUCUUCUGAUCCCCCACAUUCUUAUUGGAUCCAUCAUAGGCAAAGGAGGUGUAAGAAUUCGCGAGAUCCAAGAAGCUUCCGGUGCUCGCUUGAACGCAUCUGACUCGUGUUUGCCUCUGUCCACCGAGCGUUCGCUCGUUGUGUUGGGUGUUGCAGACGCCGUCCACAUCGCCACCUACUACGUGGGUAGUACACUCGUAGAGCAGCUUACUGAGCGCUUCGGCGGCCCUGCUGCUUCGGCCUACGCCACUCGUAGCGGCGCUCCUGCCGGUGUGGUGCCUGGAGGUAUGCAAGUCGUUCCUUACGUUCCCCAGCCUGCUGGCGGACAGUGGGGCGCACCUGACCACUUCCGUCGCCAACCUCCUACCCAGCGUGGUCCUCCUCCCACCGGCUACGGUAUGCAGCAACAACACCCCUACGGCGGUGCUCCUACUCCUGUGCACCCUCAAGCACCCGUUCACUACCCUGCCGCAUCACCCAGACAGCCCUAUGUUGGUGCAGGACCUCAUGCCCCGGCUCCUCACGCCGCCGCUUAUCCUGCCCAGCCUGCCGCAGCUGCAGCAACCGCCGCUCACGCAGGCCCUCCUCAGCAGCCUAUGCAAGGCAUGGUACCUGGCCAGCCUCUGACUCAGCAGAUCUUCAUCCCCAACGACAUGGUCGGCGCUAUCAUCGGAAAGGGCGGUGCUAAGAUCAACGAGAUACGCCAGCUCAGUGGAAGUGUCAUCAAAAUUAACGAGCCCCAGGAUAACAGCAACGAGCGUCUCGUUACCAUAACUGGAACACAAGAGUGCAACCAAAUGGCGCUCUUCAUGCUAUACUCCCGCCUCGGUCAGUAA